Molecule: messenger RNA, 656 nt
Organism: Phytomonas sp. EM1
Lineage: Eukaryota; Euglenozoa; Kinetoplastea; Trypanosomatida; Trypanosomatidae
Source: the annotation of a GenBank genome assembly
AUCUGCCGUUUUCGUCGAAAUUAAGCUAUCAUACCACUUCACACGUCCCACACCAAACCACCUCUACACUCGUAAGAAUGGCCACUCCCAAGUCUGAUCCUAAAGCCAAGCGCGCCAGCACCUCCCACCGCAAGCCGAAGCGCAGCUGGAACGUGUACGUUAAUCGCUCCCUCAAAGCCAUUAACAAGCAGAUGAGCCUGAGCGGCCGCACCACGAAGAUCGUGAACUCGUUUGUGAACGACAUCUUCGAGCGCAUUGCGACGGAGGCCGCAACGUUGGUGCGGGUGAACAAGAAGCGCACCCUGGGAGCCCGUGAGCUGCAGACGGCCGUCCGUCUGGUGCUCCCCGCGGAGCUCGCCAAGCACGCCAUGGCGGAGGGCACAAAGGCCGUCUCCAACGCAGCUCAUUGAGAGAUCACGGAAAGGUCGAAAUGAUAAUCUAAAAAAUCAGAAAAAGCCUAGUGUUUUGAGGAGGAGAGCGGAAAUCCUGACCGGGUGAGCCCCUUACGAUUUGGAUAUGGACGGUGUGCACCGCCUUCUCCACCUCUCACACGUUGCUUUUGACAUAGAAUUCUUCUUUUAUUGUUUUUAAAUUAAUUUUUAUGCAUUGACUUCAGACAAAUGAUACGGAAAAGACUGAUAAUUUUUUUGUCCAAA